AUGGGUUAUACAAUCAGUUACAAGAAGGGAUGGCUGGCCAAGCAACAUGCCAUUGAAAACAUCUUUGGCAACUGGGAGGAGUCGUACAACAAGUUACCAGAUAUUAUGGAUCAAAUUAUAGCUUAUAUUUACACUGGAAGGAUGUAUGAAAGUCUAGAAGGUGUAACAUUUGAUGGACCAAAAAAAGGGAUGUAUAUUAAACGAGGUUUAACUUUGGAUAUAUUAAAGAGAAGGAUUCACAACAAAUUUCGUCUUAAGUCAAAUCAAGUUAUAUUAUCUGUAACUUACAGAUUUGUUGUUUCACAGCAUGAUGAGAACAGAUAUUCUUCAUUGGAAUUGAGUGACGAUGAUGAUGUACAAUGCAUGAUAGAAGCUUUUAUGAGUCAGAAUGUGAUGCCAAUAAUGGAAUUACAUGCUGAAAUAGGUAACUUAGAAUCUUCAACAAUUUCGUUAGAAAAUUUGUCAAUUGAACGAUCACCGGUGAUGACAAGAGACGAAGAUGAAGAUGACGAAGAUGAUGAAGACUAUCAUGUUUCAUUGUCAUAUGAAAGCAUUGAUGAAUCAAAUGAAGAUGAAAUCGAUAAUUGUGAAGCAUCUGAUAGUGACGUGGAGUCAGAUGCUAUUGUUCAAAGUCCAAUGGUUGAACCAAUUUCAAUGUAUCCAUCUACUGAAGGUGGAAGUCAAUUUUGGGGUAAUUUACCUCACUACACUAAUAUCAAUUGGAGUCAUCCAGAUGAAGAAGAAAUCCCAGGGAUGGAUGUGGCUAAUAAUUGGUCUAUUGGCGAAGAUUUAUAUGUUGGAUUGGAGUUUGAGAAUAAAGAUGCAGUAAAAAAUGCAGUAAAGCAAAAUGCAAUGAGAAUGCAUCAGAGUUUUUAUGUGGUUGAAUCGAAAAAGACAAAGUGGGUUGUUAGAUGUCCAAAUGCACAUGAUGGAUGUGGAUGGUACAUGAGAGCUAUUGAGUCAAAGAAAUCUGACAAGUGGAAAGUGACUCAAUGGGGUGGACGUCAUACAUGUUUGAACAUGUCUUUGUCACAAGAUCAUAAUAAGUUAGAUUCUGAGCUAAUUGCAUCAUUUAUACAAGGAAUGGUUAACCAAGAUCCAGCAAACAAGAUUAGCCUUAUCCAAGAGAGAAUAACAUCUCAAACUGGGUUUAAGAUAUCUUAUAGGAAGGCUUGGAUGGCUAAACAAAAAGCAAUUGUUAAAAUAUUUUGUGAUUGGGAAGAAUCUUAUGCUUUUUUACCCCGGUGACUUAAAUACAUGAAGGAAAUUGCGCCAGGAUCCUUUUAUGAUCUGUGUCAUGAUGAGUUUUUCGUUGGUAAUCGUUGUGA
Molecule: messenger RNA, 1328 nt
Organism: Cajanus cajan (pigeon pea)
Lineage: Eukaryota; Viridiplantae; Streptophyta; Magnoliopsida; Fabales; Fabaceae
Source: RefSeq, a predicted model, not a curated record